Messenger RNA from Cottoperca gobio, 2299 nucleotides. It is a transcript of the gene hoxb1b, whose product is annotated as homeobox B1b. Gene Ontology annotation, molecular function: RNA polymerase II cis-regulatory region sequence-specific DNA binding; DNA-binding transcription factor activity, RNA polymerase II-specific. Gene Ontology annotation, biological process: regulation of transcription by RNA polymerase II. Gene Ontology annotation, cellular component: nucleus. The transcript has 2 exons. Bases 1036 to 1911 code for a protein of 291 amino acids. NCBI's taxonomy places the organism in Eukaryota, Metazoa, Chordata, Actinopteri, Perciformes, Bovichtidae. The record is from RefSeq and is a predicted model, not a curated record.
GACUUCUGUAGAGCAGCCAAAACGUUGGAAUAAAAGGCAAUCUUCCUUGUUUUGUGUUAAAGCUUAAUUAGUACUUGAGGUCUAUAAAAUCUCAUUAACUCUUACUUAAUUACAGGCUCCUUACGGAUGAAUGUGGACAUGAUAGGCUUUUGGAAGAUAUUACAUUAUAGUCUCUUGGUGUCGUUAAAAAGAAGCCAGAAAAAAGGCUAUACGGUUCUUAAAUGUGUCUUUUGUUCUUUUAUGGGCAAAGUGGGCCACACAAGCUGUCAAUCUGUAAAAAGAGCGCAUGAUGGAUCACUGAAUUCACUGCGCUGCUUUUGAGUCAGAGUCUGUCUGCAGGUUUCAUGUUGACGAGAGGCCGAAUAAAUGUAUGGUAAUACGCCUUUUGACCAAACUUAUAUUUAGAUACAUUCACAGCGAGUUUUAAAUGUCGACAUUUCCUUCUCAAACUUUAAAAUUAAGCUUAAUUUGUGCGCAACAGAAAAAUAACAUCAAUUUACACAGAAUAUAGGCCAUAAAAAAAGGUUAAGACAUUUAUAUGAAAAAUCAAUACCAGAGAAUUCAUUAUUUUGUAUUAUUACUUGUGUAUUCCUUAAGUGCCAUUCAGUUUUUGUUUAAAUUAGCAUUCUAUGUACCAAUUGACAUCCUCAAGAAAAUAGUAAUAAUGCAUGAUGCGUUUCAUUAUUCAUAUUAUUAUUACUAUGAUUACUGUAAUUUUCAGCUCCUCUAACGCCGCAGUCUGAAAAUGUAUCCUGAUGUUUGUGUUCUUAUCAGAUGGAUGAGCGAGUCUGAUUGAAGCAUUUGUCAUGUAAAUGCGAGCCGUUUGAUGGACGAGCCUGCAGACUUGACAGAGUGGUGUAGGUCCUUUGCCAUUGGCGUUUAGCAGGUCACAUGGUGUGUCAGGAAGGUGAUAUGAGGGUGGAAGGCACUUUUACAGCUUUGACAUACUACCUAGAAGGUUAGGGCAAAGGGAGCAGCGAUUAAUGACUGCUCAGUCUUGAUCAGUUGUGAACAAACAAUAGGCCCGAGUCCAGGAUGAACUCCUACUUAGACUACCCCGUGUGUAACAGGGGGGCUAAUAUUUUCAGUGCCAAGGCCGGAUAUCACAAUUUAAACCAUGGAUACAUCUCGUCCAACUCGUGCGCAACAAGUGAUAGUUACGCACCGGACGGGCGUUUAGUUGCUGCAACUUCUGCGCCACACCAGACCCCGAUCCUCCCUCUGCACCACCAGCCAGCACACGUCAACCUGGAUUUGCAGUUUGCAACACCGCCCGCGAACUCCAUGUAUGGGUCACCUCUGGAGUACGGACAUCACCAGUACGGCCUCGCGCCCGAGCAGGACCGGAGCUUCAUCCACCCGCAGGUUUCACCUCUCGGAACAAACAUGGCUCCCUACACCGGGGAUAGUUGUGGGCCUGGAGUUGUAACAGGCAGCCAGUAUCUACAUUUUGGAAACGGGGAUCAGAGACAGCAAGAAUAUCCAGAGAGUGUUUACACAAGGUUACCGGCCCAAAGUAAGGAGAAGGAUUCGGAGCAUAUGGAGGAAACUUCUAAAACAUUCGACUGGAUGAAAGUGAAGAGGAAUCCACCGAAAACAGCUGUCAUGUCGGAGUUCGGGGUUCCCGGUCAGCACAACGUGAUCCGCACUAACUUCACCACCAAGCAGCUGACCGAGCUGGAGAAAGAGUUCCACUUCAACAAAUACCUGACACGGCCACGAAGGGUGGAGGUCGCCGCCAGUCUGGAGCUCAACGAGACGCAGGUGAAAAUCUGGUUUCAAAACCGCAGGAUGAAGCAGAAGAAACGCGAGAAGCUGGGCUGCGUUUUGGUUAACGCUGCGGCACCUGUGGAGAAACUCUCCGGCCCUGACACCUCUCCAAAGGGAAAAGGGAAAGACUGUGAACCAUGAUGUGACAUUGAAAAAACAAAACAAUGACUGUAGGGCCUGAGCAGUUUUCCACUUCUCUCCCUCAGCCACACCAUUCCAGAAAAACUGUGAAAAAUGCAUGUGGAAGUAUACAGGGUAUGUCUGUGUCUGCUUAUAGUGCAAUGAUUAAUGCUGAAUUGGAUUCUGAGAAACUUUUAAAAUGUCUUUUCAUCCGUUCUUGUAUUUGUAACCUUAUCAUAAGUCCAUGCUAUGUUUUGUGUUGGGGCACUGAACUACUCAGUCUUUGUUUGCACUAUUUAUUUACAGGGUAUUUUUUUCCAACAACUGUUGAAAUGUUUUAGCUUAACAAAGUUUAUAAAAUAAAAUAAAAAGUGGUGGUAUUCACUUUUAAUUAAUGUAAAAAGACUGU